Molecule: messenger RNA, 1377 nt
Organism: Penicillium psychrosexuale
Lineage: Eukaryota; Fungi; Ascomycota; Eurotiomycetes; Eurotiales; Aspergillaceae
Product: CCCH zinc finger protein
Exons: 4
Coding region: 1-1377 (458 amino acids)
Cellular component (GO): nucleus
Molecular function (GO): metal ion binding
Source: RefSeq, a predicted model, not a curated record
AUGAGCGAAAACGACGAUCUCCUGGCCAAGAUCGGUCAGCUUGCAGGCCAAAUAAACCGCCACAAGACGCAAGAGACCCAGCCAGCUAACUAUCAGUCUCAAUAUGUGUCUCGCCAUGUCCCUUCUCACACAGGAUGGGCCCCAUACUACAGGGGACGCGGUCGAGGACGUCGUGGAGCAGCUGCUCCGCACCGACACCGUACGCUGGUUUUGAACACCGCGGGCGCUGGCUCGACCCCUAGCGCCAACUCAUCCCCCGCCCCGAGUAGUGCGAACGACAGCGCGGCGGCUCCGACACCAUCUUCUAGCAAUGGUUGGGUUGUGAAGCACGAUCGCCACAUGCAGCUGAUCAACCCUGCUGUCUACGAUCGGAAAACACAGGACAGGACAAAGGAUAUGGAACGAACGCGCAAGCUUAGAGAACAGAAAAAAACAGAGUAUGAAAAAGCGAAAGUACUUCGAUAUGCACAGGGUCCAGGUGCUGGUGCGGUGGUCUCCACCGCUGCAAAUCCUGCAGCUGGCCAUCAGAUUCUUGUCAAUGAUGUUCCUUUCAGGGUCGCAAAUGGCGGAAGCAAACUGAUUCGUAUUUCGAGUGCGUGUGCCCUUCGCUCUUCCUCUCGAAUUGGCUUACCCUUCAUAGAUGACCCUAGUACUGCCAACAGUACGCCUAAGCGCGUCACAGUUGCCGAUGUGUCCUUUGUGCGAAGCAAAAACGGAAACCUCCACCGUCUCGGUGCUGUGGCUAUGAAGAAGAAUCAUACUGUUAAGAAGCGCGAUGAGCUUUGCAAAAGAUUUACAACAACCGGCACCUGCUACAAAGGCCCGACCUGCCAAUUCGUCCACGACCCUAGUAAGGUCGCUAUGUGCAAGGACUUCCUCCAGACAGGCAAAUGUGCCGCAGGUAGUAGCUGUGAUCUAUCCCAUGAGCCUUCGCCCCAUCGCUCCCCCACUUGUAUGCAUUUCCUUAGAGGACGCUGCGCCAACCCGGAAUGUCGCUACGCCCACGUCCGCGUGACACCCGGUGCCCCCGUCUGCCGCGCCUUUGCAACACUAGGAUACUGCGAAAAGGGCGACGCCUGCGAAGAGAAGCACGUCCACGAGUGCCCAGACUAUGCCAAUACCGGCGCCUGCCACAAGAAGCGCUGCCAGCUGCCGCAUGUUGACCGCGCGGGCCAGAUCCGCAAGGCUGCUGCGGCUGCUGCUAGCAAAGCUGAUUUGGGUGAAGAUGAGUCUGAUCAGUCUAGCGAGGAAGAGAACUAUGACGCUAUUGAUUCGGACGACGUUGACUCGGAUACAUUCGAUGACUCCCCCGAAGAACUGAUCGAAGGUGUGGAUAGCGGCGAGAUGUCGCAGCAGCAGGACUUUAUCCGCUUCUAA